GAGCCGAUCUCGCAUGAUUUCGUGAAUAUUUCAAUCAGAUUUUUCUCUCCACAGGUAACACAAAAAAAUCCAUAUAUCUACCAUCCUCAACCCUCUUUGCUCCCAACUCCACCGAACCAACACUUCCUCACGCUUCAAAGUCUAUCCUCAACCCACCCAAUCCAUCACCAUGCGCACCUCAAUCCCCUACCUCUCUCUAACCCUCUACUUCACAACCCUCAUCCAAGCCUUCAUCUCCCUCUCAGUCCCCAAACGCAUCACAGCCGGUAUCCCCACCGAAAUCCUCAUCACCAACGACCUCGACCAACCCACCUCCACAGACGCCACCACCGACACCUUCCGCAUCUACCUCUGGCACAACACCAACAUGUGCUACCUCCUCCGCCAAUGCCCCAUCAGCACCACCAAACUCAACAUCAACAUCCCACCCAGCGCGGGUCCAAACGACCACUACAUCCUCGUCGCCAUGCAAGUCACGCUCCCGCCACAUCCCUUCGUCAACCCCAUCUUCACGAAUAGCGCGGGCUUCAACUUGACGGGUGCGACGGGGAGCUGGUCGAAGUAUGAGACGAGUUUGGCGGCGGUGAGGUUGCUGACGGAUCCGGAUCGUGUGCCGUGUGAGGCGAUGGCCUGCGCGAGGGAUUGUGUGGUGGAUUUUGAUGAGGAUCAUGCGGAGAGGGUUUAUGAUCGGGCGCAUUAUGAGUGUUUGAAGAAGUGUCCUGGGGUGGAUUAUCCUAGUGUAAGUUUGAAGUUCUUUGCUUUUCUUCGCCUCCUACAGUUGUUUUCCAACCCCAUUCCCCAUGGCCUGAAAAAACUUCAUCUCCAUCGUAUUUUUUUUUAGGAAGUAAAGAGAUACUAACCACCAACCCAGUGGGAAGAAUACCAAAACCCCAGCACCACAUCCCCCACCCCCUCCCUCUCAUCCUCCCAAAAAUCAUCAAUUUCCUCAACCACAUCACUAAGCCACGACACCACCAACACGACAACCGCCAUUCAACCGACCUUGACUCCUCAACUACCACCUGUUGCACCCCUCGUCCCAGUCUCAACAGGCACCCCCACACCAGCGCCAACUAAGAGUCAGAGUCCCAGCUUUGCGAUCUCGAUGGAGAUUUGCUCGCUGGUUUUCAUUUGUGUGGCUGUUCAUUUGGGAGUUUGGCGGUGGUGAGUAUAUCGCGGGAGCGAAGUUGGGAGACGAGGUGAUGGUUUUUCAAUGGGGUGUUAGGGAGUUGAAAAGGGGUCUUAUGGUUUACUUAUGAAUGCUUGUUUUGAUACAAGGGCUAGAAUCGGAUACUAUUUCUUCUCCUUCUAAUUUUUAGAUAUCAAUAUCAUAGACUAGAAGCGAGAUUUCGCCGAGGAAGGACGUGG
This is a messenger RNA of Hymenoscyphus albidus, 1368 nucleotides long. The record is from the annotation of a GenBank genome assembly. Lineage: Eukaryota; Fungi; Ascomycota; Leotiomycetes; Helotiales; Helotiaceae.